Lycium barbarum (goji berry) is the source of this 4148-nucleotide messenger RNA. RefSeq names its product beta-amyrin 28-monooxygenase-like. Bases 68 to 1498 code for a protein of 476 amino acids. The record is from RefSeq and is a predicted model, not a curated record. The transcript has 7 exons. Gene Ontology annotation, biological process: sterol metabolic process. Lineage: Eukaryota; Viridiplantae; Streptophyta; Magnoliopsida; Solanales; Solanaceae. Gene Ontology annotation, molecular function: heme binding; monooxygenase activity; oxidoreductase activity, acting on paired donors, with incorporation or reduction of molecular oxygen.
UUAUAAAUUAGACCUAUUUAUAUUCAACAACCAAAAAAGAAUAAUCAGACUAGAUUCAUUCUCACACAUGGCUACAAUGGAAAUUCCUGCAUUACUAGUCAUAAUUUUCAUAAUUUUCAUCCUGAUAAUUAGAAGGAAUAAAAAAACACUGAAUUAUCCUCCUGGAAGUUUUGGAUGGCCAUUUCUUGGAGAAACACUGGACUUUCUUCGAGCAGCCAAAAAAGAAGGAAAGCCAGAAAAAUUCGUCAAAGACAGGAUAGAGAAAUACAAGUCUAAAAUAUUCAAGACUUCAUUAAUGGGGGAGAAAAUGGUGGUAUUGGGUAGUGCUAGUGGGAAUAAAUUCUUAUUUAGCAAUGAAAAUAAGCAAGUCACUGUUUGGUGGCCUGUAACUAUUAGGAGAAUUCUAGGAAGUUGUUUGGUUACUACUGCUGGAGAAGAGGCAAAGCUUAUGAGGAAGAUGAUUUCUUCUUUUACUAGUCCUGAUGCUUUUUCAAGACUAUAUGUCAAAACCAUGGAAGUUGUUGCCCACGACCAUUUUAAGAAUUAUUGGGAAGGUAAAGAGAAGGUGAAGGUGUUUCCUCUGGUCAAAUUAUACACUUUCAAAGUGGCAUGUCAUCUAUUCAUGAGCAUUGAAGAUGACAAUGAAAUUGAAAGGCUUUCUGCACAGUUCCACAUUUUCUUGAAAGGACUUAUAUCACUCCCUCUAUAUUUACCUGGUACAGCAUUUUACAAGGCAGCUAAAGCUACAGAUGCUCUUAGGAAAGAAUUAUUGCAAGUUGUAAGAAAAAGAAGAGAAACCUUGAACCGAAAGGCAGCUUCACCUUCACAAGACAUAUUGUCUCAUUUGCUGUCUUGCCCAGAUGAAAAUGGAAAGUUCAUGUCUGAACUUGUUAUUGUUAAUAACAUUUUGUUACUGCUCUUUGCUGGCCAUGACACUUCAUCUGUCACUCUUACUUUACUCAUUAAGAGACUCGCAGAGUACCCUCAAGUUUAUCAAAACAUUCUGCAAGAGCACAUUGAGAUAGCAUCGGCAAAGAAAGAAGGAGAGUUUUUGAGUUGGGAUGAUAUACAGAAGAUGAAGUAUUCGUGGAACGUAGUAUCUGAAGUUAUGAGACUGACACCACCUGUAAUGGGGGCUUAUCGAGAAGCAAUUGCGGACAUAAAUUAUGAAGGUUAUCACAUCCCUAAGGGGUGGAAGUUCUACUGGAAUACUUCUUUAACGAGUCUGGAUUCCGAGAUUUUCCCCAAUGCGACGAGCUUGGAACCAUCAAGAUUUGAAGGAGCCGGACCUGCACCAUAUACAUACGUUCCAUUCGGGGGAGGAGCUCGAAUGUGCCUAGGGAAAGAGUUUGCUCGACUAGAGAUUCUCAUAUUUCUGCACAUCUUAAUCAGGAAAUUCAGUUGGAAAUUACUCAUUCCUGAUGAGAAAAUUAUAUAUGAUCCAAUGGCUACCUUUGUUGAAGGACUUCCCAUUAACCUUCAACCUCACAAUUCUUGAUUCAGAUUUUUCUUACCGAUACACAAGAAGCGUUGUCAGCCACAUAAGUAACAAACCCCCUUUUGUAUUUGAUGUUGUAUAAGAAUUGAUUAAAAAUUACUCCCUGUUUCAUAACAAGUGGUGUUUCAGGCUUUUUAUUUUAUUCCAAAAUAAGUGAUGGUUUAAAAUUUUAAGAAAAAAUUGAUCUUAUUAUUUCAAAUUUAACCUUAUGGAGUAGUUUUUUUUUUAAGAAAAGAGGUCAAAAUAUAGGUAAAAUUUAAUUAGAGUUAAAUUAGUAAAAACACAAAUUUUGAGCAAUUCUUUAAGAGGUGUGCAUAAACUAAACCCACCACUUAUUAUAAAACGGAGGGAGUACUAGAAAUGAUGAAUGACACAGCCCUUCUGCAUUUUUUUUCCGUGUAGAAUAAUUGAAAAGGCUUCUGUCAAUUUAUCCAUGAUAAAAAAAAAUACGAACUGAUCCGAAGUGAAAUCCCUAAAUCUAGUGUGGAUAAAGAGAGAAUAUUCAGGAAGAAUAGCUAGGAUUUUGAGAGAACAUAAGCUACCCAACCACACCUUAAACGUCUUUAUAAAGUCGUCAACAUCGUAACUUUGAAUUAGUAUUACAAAAUAAUAGUACCUCGUUUCAAUUUAUAUGAAUCUUUUCGAAGUAAAGGAUCAAAUUUUAUAAUUUUGACAUAGAUUUUUCAAUUUUAUAAAAAUAAAAUUUAUAUAUUUAGAAACUACAUUAAAAGUACUAUAAGUCAUGAUAAUUUAUCAUGAAAAUUAAAAGGUCCACAUAUGCCCCUCAACUAUAUGCAAUUGGACGUAUUUGCCCGACCUUUAAAGAUCGGUUCAUUCAUGUUGCUAAUGUUACAGGGCUAUACAUGCCCUUACACUAACAGAACCCAUUAACAGGUCGGAUCCCUCUUUUUUUAAUCCAAACCCACGACCCGCUCCAAAAUUAACCUGACCCCCACAAAAUCCUCUUUUUCCCCCUCAUUUCCCUCUCUCUCUUAUGUUGUUAGUACGACUAGAGUUUUGGCGCUGUUUUGGAUCAUUCUGAUAGAAGAAGGGUUGUUAUUUCCGAUGGUAUUAGUUAAGGGAUUGAUUGAUGUUGUGAAGAAUACAUUUCCUCAAUCUCACUAUAGGUUUUGUGUGAGACACAUUAAGGCCAAUUUGCAAAAAAGUGGUGAAGUGGACAAAUGAAGAAGUUGAUGUGGUGGUGUGCUUGGAGCACAUACGAAUAAGAGUUCAAAGACCAUCUAAGAAAGUUGGGUGAAUUAUCUAAGGAUGAUAAUCAUUUUGCUGCCAAGGAUCUCUUACACUUUCCUCCUCAAGCUUUGUGUAGAGCAUAUUUAGACACUCAGUGUAAAACUGUGAUGGUUGACAAUAAUUUCACUGAAUCAUUUAAUUUAUGAAUUCUUCAAGCUAGAAGCAUGCCAAUCAUCAAGAUGCUGGAGGAAAUUAGGAUAAAGGUUAUGAAUUUGUUGGUUAAAAAUAUAGAUGAAAUCAGUUGAACUCCUUACUGUUUAGUUAAAAGUUCAUUAUUGUUUGAUUUUUUUGUUUACCAUAAUCUAUUAUUUGAUUGUAUUUUAACAAGAAAUGGAAGGGUGACUUUAGUCCAGAAGCUCUAAAGUUGUAUAAUGAUUACAAGGCAAUUGCUCAUUAUUGCAAGGUUGAGUUUAAUGGUGACUUUGUCUAUGAAAUAUCUGAAGUGAUGAUAGGCAUAUUGUUGAUCUUUCACAGAAAAGAUGCACAUGUAGAGUUUGGGCAACUAUUAGGAAUCCCUUGCCCCCAUGCUAUCAAAGCUACGUUGUAUGACAAGGGCUAAGCUGAGGAUGAAAUACACUAGUUCUACAGCAAGGAAGCAUAUUCCUUGACUUACAAGAACAAGUUGCAACCUGUUAGAGGACAACAAUUCUAGAAAAUUACUGAAACUCAAGCUAUGGAUCAACCUGACAUUGCCAAAACUAUGCGCAGGUCUAAAGUCAAAAUAGUUAGAGUAGCUGAAUAAGAAAGGAAAAAGAAGGGGGAGUGAAGUCUAUCAAGAAGAGGUAUUGUUAUGACAUGCAGCAAAUGUGGUGAUGAGAACCACAAUGCUAGAGGUUGUUACAAGAAUGUUAGUGGAGGGGAUUCAAGUAACGGAAAAGUAAAAGAAUUCCUCAAACAUUGCAUCAUCCUCCACACAGCCACCAUAAGACUUUGAUGACUGGUCGGAAGAAUUUUUCAACCACGAUGCUGCAACUGAACCAAUGACACAAGGCUUUUCUCAAGCCACCACACAAGAAUCACAAGCCUAUGGUCCAGAUAUUGGACAUGAGGAAGAUCCAGUGCUCAGGCCCUUAAUUGUCUUUGAAUCACAGGCAAGACUGAAGGCAAGAAAGCCGCAAGUGAGGCGAGCAACUGGUACAAGAAGAAUUUAGUGAGGCCACCAACUUGUGACGCUGACGAAUGCAUAGCCUUCUUUGUUAAUGCAAAGGAGGAGAUCAUAGUGAUAGACUAGACCUCCGUGUUUCUUUUUAAGUAUUUUCUUUAUGAAAUUUCUUUUUGAAUUAAAUGAAAGCAAUCUUGGUUUAGUAUGUGUAUGAAAAUCAGUUUUGCAAGUGUUUGUGUGAAUGUUUUGAUUAUGAAAUCUAAUGUGAAUGCGUAUAAACUUUGGUGCUCUGUUUUA